AGAGUGGGAGCUUAAUUAAAAUUCAACAAUUCGUAGAACAACUCGGGCGUUACUUCUCCACAUCAAUUAUCCGUGACGUGGGCGCCGCCAUGCGAUUGGGAUAAGGGCGGCUGGCAAAUGCAGAGCAGCGCCGACGAGCGUCGAGAAUAUUAUAAAGGACAGAGGGGCAGACGAACUGCAUCGCAGGACGAUAACAGAUCCUAUGAACUGAACGAUUUGCACGCACAGAACCAAAGCAGCGACGUCGACAGCAACCAUCAGCAGGACUCGCCGUACGACCAGCAGCGAAAUGGCGCCGUCGAUGCUGAUGAUGACGAGGAGGACUACUCGAUUUCCGUAUCGGCGAUAAUGCAGAGACGUGCCAGUGUGCGUGGCUACAGAGGCAAACGUGGCAGUCGCAAUUCGCGCCGAGCAUCGAGUCCCAUGGAUCACGUGCUGGACAGUGUGGAGCGGCGGCGCUCCAGUGUUUAUACCACAAGCUCAGAGGAGGGCACCAAUCAGGAGUCCACGCAGGAGCAAAUCUUUGAGAAUAUACGCCUACACAAGGAGGUCAUACAGUCGGUCAAGCUACAGCCAUGGCCCAUACGCAAGAAGCUCAAGCUGGUGCGCCAGGCAAAAACGUAUGUGGCACGCCACGAGGGCGCGCUGCAGGAGCGCUUUGCCAUGUCACGCAGCACGAGAGAUUUGUGGGCGAGGUUUAAAAUUUUAAUGGCAGCGCGCUGGCGGCACUGGAAAAGGGAGACCGCCAGCUUUCUCACAGUGCUCAUACCCUGGGAGCUGCGCAUCAAGGAAAUCGAAUCGCAUUUCGGCUCCGGCGUCGCAUCCUACUUUACAUUCCUGCGCUGGCUCAUGUGGGUCAACAUUAUGAUAGCCAUACCGCUGGUGGCCUUUGUCAUUGGACCGGAGUACUUUGCCACCAAACACGAUGAAGCGGAUCCGCGCAAACGCAUGUCCGAGCCCGAAUACAAAGUGGCUGGGAAUCUGUUUACAUUCUGGGAAUUCGAGGGCUAUCUGAAGUAUUCGCCCAUGUUUUAUGGUUAUUACUCGAGCACUUCCGGCAUCAGCGCAUCCGGCUACAAGUUACCUUUGGCUUACUUCCUAACUGCCGUCCUGGUCUACAUCUACAGCUUUGUGGCCACGUUGCGCAAGAUGGCUGAGAACUCGCGCAAUUCGAAACUUUCCUCGAAGGAUGAUGAGUGUGUGUUCUCCUGGAAGCUGUUCACCGGCUGGGACUUUAUGAUUGGGCACGCAGAGACGGCGCAUAAUCGCAUCGCAUCCGUUGUGGUUGGCUUCAAGGAGGCGCUGCUCGAGGAAGCUGAAAAGAAAAAGGAUAAUCGCAACUGGCGCGUUAUCCUGCAAAGGAUACUGGUGAACAUUUUGGUCAUGGGCUUGCUGGGAUUAUCAGGUGCCACAGUCGUAUUGCUGGUGAAUCAUUCCGAGGACCUGGCCAAGCAUGACAAUUGGCUUAGCCGCAACGCGGUGAACGUGACGAUGACGCUGCUCUCGUUCUUCCUGCCAAUGAUUUUCGAGGCACUGGGCUUGUUCGAGAACUGGCAUCCCAGGCAACAGUUGCGUCUGCAGCUGGCCCGCAUCAUGAUACUGAACAUGCUGAAUCUGUACUCGCUCAUGUUCUCGUUCAUCUACAAGAUUACCAGCAAGGAGAAGCCGCUGCAGCUGCUGAAGCAGGAGAACGAUACCAACACCCAGGAGCUGCACAGCCUGAUGAGCUCCAUUGCGGCGCUCCGUGCGAUGACAACGACCACGCCCAUCUACAGCGACAGCACCUCGGAUGGAUCUCUCGACGACCUGACGACGACUGGGCUGCCCUGGGGCGCCGACGGUGCGGGCACCACUGACUCACUCUACUCGAGCACAGCUCUGGGUGCUGCGUUGGUAUCCGCUGUGCAGAGGCUCAAGUGCUAUAACAUAACUAUAAAAUGCUCAAAACCCAGACAUCUGUGGAUAACCUCGAAAAACAUAACAACCACAUUGAUGUUACUCAAUAUGUCAACCACAGCGAUAUUGCCAACAACCACACCCAGCACCACGGAAGCAACGACAACCACUUGGUCAACUCUGCCACCAACAACUACAACAGAAGCGACUACAAUACCAACUACACUUCCCUGGACUACUUUGCCAACAACGACCACAGAGGCGACAACACCAACCACACCAACAACAACAACAACAACACCCACAUCAACAACGACAACGACAACAACUACAGCAAUGCCAUCAACAACAACAAGCACUACUCAAACUAUGACAACAACAACAACAACAACGACCACCGAAUCGCCAUUCACCACGGAUGAGGACUCAGCCUAUGAUUAUGGCAGUGAUGAGCCAGAGCUGGACUCCUCAACCACAACGACAACACCGGCCCCAGGCAACGACAGCUACUUCAACUACGUCGAUUACUUCGAGGGCGCCGAGCUGGCCGAUCCAGACGAAGACUAUCAGUCAACCACCGAGGAAUCUGAUGAUCCACUGGCUCAGGUGCUGGAGCAAGUGAAUGAGCCGUCAGCGAAUACACGGAAAAGAAGAGCUGUGCCCGAGCCACCCGUUUGGCAUGCGAGCAAAUACAGUCGACGAUAUCGCAAUGAUACGAGACCUAAUUCGGCCACAGCCACAGAGCCGUCAACAGCCGCCAGCACGCCAAGCAGCAGACCCACAUACGUUCCUCCGUAUAGGCCGCCGAAGAGAGUUCUCAGCGAAGAAGAGUGGAAUCGCCUGUUGAGUCAGGUGCGUGGAGGACGCAGCCGAACAACGACAACCACAGAACGGCCCACCACAACCACAACGACGUCUACAACCACAACAAAAAGGACAACGACCACCAGAAGGCCCACAACCACCACAGAGGAGCCCACAACCACAGCUACGGACAGCUUCAGCACGGAAGCGAGCAGCACCGAAUACAGCACCAUCUACAGCCCCACCAGCACCACCGAGGAAUUUGAGUACACUGAUCGAAAUGGGGCCACCAUCACGCCCUUUUUUAUAGGCGCCAAUGAUAUAGCAGACGUGGGCAGCACCGUCUACUACGAUGACGACGAGGAUCUGGAAUAUUGUGUGAUAACCGUGUGUCCGAAGCCUGGCGAAGACAUCUUUGCGGGCAGCACCACACCCGAUGGGUUGGACACCACGCUGAGCGGCGAAGUCAAUCAUCCGACGACGGUAAAAAAGACCCCGCUGGAACUAAAGAUGAUGCGGUUGAAGGAAGUUGAGAUGAAACUCAAACAAAUCCAAAUGAACCUGACGACCAUGUGCUGGGAGACCUCCCUCGGUCAGGAGCUGUCAAAGGUCAUCGUCUUCGAUGGGCUGAUGUCCAUCGUGGCGCCAUUGUGCAUCGACUUCCUGCGUGCGCUCUUUGUGCGAUAUGUCAAUCAAAACUGGUGCUGGGACAUGGAGAAAACGUUUCCACAGUAUGGCGACUUUAAGAUAGCCGAGAACAUCCUGACGUUGAUUAAUAACCAGGGCCAGGUGUGGAUGGGCAUAUUCUUCUCGCCGGGGCUGGUGCUCAUCAACCUUGUCAAGCUGAUGAUUAUGAUGUACUUCAGGUCAUGGAUAGUGCUCACCUGCAACGUGCCCCACGAGGUGGUCUUCAAAGCGUCCAAGUCCAACAAUUUCUAUUUAUCGCUGCUGCUGACCAUGCUGUUCCUCUGCGUGCUGCCCGUGGGCUAUGCAAUUGUCUGGCUGCGCCCCUCCUGGCACUGUGGCCCGUUCUCGGAAUACAAUCGCAUUGCCGAGUUCAUUACGAAUACCACUCGAAACGCGCUGCCCAAACAACUCCAUGAGCCUCUGGACUACCUGACGUCCUCCAGUACCGUCAUACCUUUGCUGCUUCUGCUCAUUCUCAUCAUUUACUAUCUCAUCUCGCUGACGGGCGCACUCCGCGAGGCUAAUCAAGAUCUGCGCACUCAGCUGCAGAAGGAGCGAGAGGAGGAGCGCAAGAAGAUUUUUAAAGUACCCGAGGUUAAGCAGGCGGAACCAACGGCCACCACGCUGACAAAUCGCUGGCGCAAGGUGCUCGAAGCCUCCUCGCCAGUGACGCCCACUCAGCCGCCAGAUUUCGACACUGAGGAGUACAAGAAUCAGGCCAGAAAAGAGCUCAUCUCACGCAUCAUGAAGAAGGCGCUGCGCAAGGGCUCGGCCACCUCGGACGAGGACUCCUUUGUGCGACGCGAUGAUGAUGACACGGACACUGAACACCAAGACUCGCUGCCACACGAUGAGGAGCCCAAGGAGAAGCGCUUUGGCAUGUCACGCCUGCAACAAAUACGGCGCACUCGGAAGCCAUCGCUUGUGGACAUCGUGCAGAUUGCCAAGCAGGAGCGGGCACGUUCCGGUUCCAUUGCGGCAGCCAAUGCGGCACUGGAUGGCGGGGGUGGUGGCGGAGGCAGCAGUCCGGGCACAGGCGUUGACGGCGGCGAUGGGGGCGACCACUUUCCCGUGAAAGAGCCGCAUCCCAAGAGCCGCUUUAAAGUCGACAAACACGAGAAGAAGGAAAGGGAGAGCUUCAGGGAUAAAAGGGACAAGCACAAGCAGCCGCCACACAACGAUUCGACGUCACCCAAGCCCAGUGAACAUGAUGCAGAGACGAAUACUCGCGUUGUCAACGAGCGACGCAUUAGUUUACUGCGUCGCAAACGAGACAAGGAGGAGCACCCGAAGCCAGCGACGCCGGAACCGGAAUCACAGCCACCUCCAGUAAUGGGUGCGGAACAGGCCCCACCCGAAAGCCAGUUUCACAUUGUUGACGAGAAGAAGCCGGUGGAGCUAGAGGAUGAGGAGCAGGAAAAGCCUUACAAGGAAUUGCCGACGCCUCCAAAAGAAGGUGGUCACCUGGAAGGCCUGGGCCUGGGCAAGUUUAAGUUCCGCAAACACAGAUCGAAGGCAAACAGCGUGGCUGCCAAGCCCGAGCCCGAGGUCUUCAAGUUUGAUGAGCAGAGUCUGGAGAAGAGUAAGUCAGGUGAAAUACCACAAGUGCCCAGCUCGGAGCACCUGAACAGCGAGCAGGCCAGUGGCAGUGAGUCGCAUGCCCUGCCCUCGCCCACGCCCAGCCUGAUGCACACUCAGCGCCAGAUGAACUCCGAGAAGCUGGCGUCUCUAUCACGCCAGGGCCGCAAGAAAAUUGGUUCCUUGUUGGCGUUGGUGCGCGAGGCAGUCAACAUCAAGAAGGACGACGUGGAGCAGGGCUCCGAUGACUCACCAGGACCAACCACGCCCACAUACUUGGCAUAUACACCGCCGCCACCGCCUUCGCUCUUGUCGAGCAAUUCGAGCGCCACGGCAUUGGAAAUGCCACCCACACCGGAGCCAGACUCACCGACACCCAGCGCUCCGCUGCACUUUGGCAGCAGCACAUCCUCGGCAGCAAGUCGUCCAACUGUCAAAAUAGCCACAGGAGCCGCUGCCUCAUGCUCGACGCCUACCUUGGCCACCAUGGACGACCUUGAGGAGCUGGAUAUGCCCGGUCCCAUAACGUUUCCCAAACGCAGUGCUUCCCAGCGGCGACGUGCCAUGAGAGAAGACUCCCAAAGCUCCAUCUGGUCUGAUAAUAUACCAACCAUUACCAUCAGCACCACCGGCAGCGAUGAGUGCAUCGUGGACCAGCAGGAUCCAGCAACAGCAGCUGCAGCAACCACACCGGCAGCCGCUGUAAAUGGACUACCGGAACACAGCGAUUCACCUGGACCCACGGUCAACAUCAUAAAGAUCAACAUAGAGGACAGCGAUGAGCAUUAAAUCUAUUUCCAGAACUCUUUCGCUUAGAAACCAAAAGCCACAUAGUCUUCUUCACUAAUGAAAUUGAUUUAGCCUAUUUGCAAUUUAGCUUAAACUUGUUAUAAACAACUUGUUAGCAAAACUCUAAUUGUCUAUCCAAAACCUAUAUAUAUUGAAUAAAAUAGUUUGCUUUCCUUGAAA
This is a messenger RNA of Drosophila navojoa, 5934 nucleotides long. RefSeq names its product Transmembrane channel-like (gene Tmc). The record is from RefSeq and is a predicted model, not a curated record. NCBI's taxonomy places the organism in Eukaryota, Metazoa, Arthropoda, Insecta, Diptera, Drosophilidae. Gene Ontology annotation, cellular component: plasma membrane. Gene Ontology annotation, molecular function: mechanosensitive monoatomic ion channel activity.